Molecule: messenger RNA, 3892 nt
Organism: Drosophila bipectinata
Lineage: Eukaryota; Metazoa; Arthropoda; Insecta; Diptera; Drosophilidae
Product: basic proline-rich protein
Source: RefSeq, a predicted model, not a curated record
CGAUCGUGUACUCGUGUCGUGCAUCCGAUUAAUCGCCCCGAGCCGCCCGUGUAUUUUAAGCGUCGCUUUUUUGCAAAAAGUGUAGGAAAAAGAACGGAAAAUAUGCCAAAUCCCAUAAACGAACAUAUUUGACAGUACAUUUAAUCGCAUAGCAAGAAAUCCAAUACAUCCUUUUAAGCCGGCGACUGGAUAUACCGAGCAACGCAAACUUUUCCUUCAAACCACAAAAAAAAAACUCUGUUGUGUGUCGUCCGUGUGUGUGUGUGCGUUGCCGUGCGCGUGUGGGUGUAAGUGUGUAUGUGAGAAGAAAAAAAGCCGCACACUGCAAAAAAUAGCAAAAACAAAAAGAAAAACUCGAACAGUUCGACUGGACUUGACGACUUUUAUUUCCCCACCGGUCUAUAAUAACCGCUAAAAUUGUGGAAAAACAGGAGAAAACUCCCAAGCGGAAGAAGAAGGCUGCAGCCAGUAAAAUGUCUGCAGUUUAUUCGCCGCAACCGCCGCAGCAGCAGCCACAGCAGCUGCAGCAGCAGCAGCAGCCUCCCCCGCCACAGCAGCAGCAGCAGCAACAACAACAACAGCAACAGCAACUGCAGCAGCAGCCGCCACCCAACUCGAUUCCCAAUCAGCAGCCACCCGGCUCAGGGGUGGGCCCUGGUGGAGGAGGCGGCAUAGGUGGAGGCGGAGGUGGUGGACCUGGCGGCGGAGGUGGCCUUCUUCCAAUGGGCCUCCAGCAGCAGCAACAGCAGCAACAACAACGACCGCCCAUGGGAGUACCCGGAUCGCCAGGCGGCGUCAUAUCCGGCGGAGUUGGUGGCGGAAUGAUGGUCACUCCGCCGACUACACCACGCGGCGGCAAUGUGGGCGGCGGUGUACCGCCACCGGUGAACUCGGCCCAGAUCCAGAAGAUGCUGGACGAGAACUGCGGAUUGAUACAGACCAUCCAGGACUUCCAGAGCAUGGGCAAGGCGCAGGAGUGCAUGUCCUAUCACGUGGCGUUGCACAGGAAUCUGGUAUAUUUGGCACAAUUGGCCGAUCCCGCCAUGAAUAUAUCCCAGAUACUGCCGCCUCCACACAUACUCCAGACUCAGGCCAUGCAACAGGGUGGCCAGCAGACGCCGCCAACGGGUCCGCAUGGCAUGCUCGGUGGUCCACCGCCGCCGCAACAGCAACAGGGUCCUGGCCAGGGUCCAGGAGGGGUGCCGGUGCCAGGACAGCAGGUUGCCGGUGUGCCACCACAGAUGGGGAUGCAGCAUGGGCCGGGUGAUCCGCAAGGACCGCCCGUUCAGAUGCCUCCCUACGGCCAGCAGCAGCAGCAACAGCCACAGCCACAUCCCGGCCUGCCGCCGGGCGCUCAACAGCAAUCUCAGCAGCAGCAGCAACAACAACAGCAGCAACAGGCACAACAACAACAGCAACAACAACAGGCAGCAGCGGCGGCAGCAGCAGCGGCAGCCGCAGCAGCAGCCGGCCAGCAACAAGGAGGUCCCCAAGUCAGCCAGGCGGGUCCUCAGUCCCAGCAACAACAACAGCAGCAGCAACAGCAUCCCGUCUACCGAAAUGCCCAGGCCCAGGGACCGGGACAAGGACCCGGACAAGGUCCUGGCCAGUCGGUCGUCAAUCCGAAUGCAGCGCCCAGUAAGUAUCAACAGCGUCCCAACAACGGACCCCUUCCUGGCCCCCAGAAUCCCCAACAGCAGCAACAACAGCAGCAGCAACAAGGCACUCCCCAGCCCGGCGGCCAGCAGCCUCCGGGACAGCAGCAACAACAACAACAGGGCGGACCGGGAGGACCACAACCAGGAGCUGGUGGUCCAGGAGUACCGCCACCGCAGAGUCCAUACCGGGUGAGCUAUCAGCAACAGCAACAACAACACGGCCACUAUCCGGGUUAUCCGCCGCAACCCCAGACCCAGUAUCAGCCGCAAGGAGCUUAUCCGUACGGUCCACCCACCCAGGGUUAUGGACCGCCGCCUCCAGUGCCGCCAAAUGCCGGCCAGGGUGGCUAUCAUACGGCGGCCGGGCAGACGGGACACGGCUAUCAGCCGAAUACCGGAGCAGCACCGCCGGGCGCUUAUCCGCCGCCGCCCGGAAGCCAACAGGGGCCACCGGUGCCGGGACAACAGCAACCGCCGCCGGGUCCACCACCACCGGGCCAAAUGUAUGGACCGCCGCCCACUGGCGGUCAGCAGCCGGGACCACCGGGUCCGCCACCACAAAGUCAGUACGGUCCACCGCCACCUCAGAACACGGCCGGUGGUCCGCCACCACCGAUGAGCUAUGCCGGCUAUCCACCCAACCCGGUGGGACAGUACGGCCAGGCAGGAGCUGGCGGAGGCCCACCGCCCGGCAGUUACGGACCACCGCCUCCGGUGCCGACGAGCAGCGCGCAGAGUCCCUACCAGGCCUACCAGACGGCCGCCGGUGGAGCGACUGGUGCUCCGCCGGGUAGCAGUUACCCGGGAGGACCACCGACCAGUGUGGCGGGUCCGCCACCCCCACCGGGUGGCGCUUACAGCAGCAGCACUACGGCGCCGAGCCAGACGCCGCCGCCACAGGCUGGCGGAGCCGGCGGUGGAGCUGGAGGAGGCGGGGGAGCUGGUGGCAGUGGGAAUCCCAACGGACCGAAUGCCCAGCAAUCGACGCCGCCACCGCAGGGUGGUGCCGGUGGUGCGGGCGGCGGAGGAGGAGCAGCUCCGCAACAAUACGCAGGACCACCGCCACAGCAGCAACAACAACAGCAGCCGCCCGGCGGUGGAGUGGUGGUCUCCGGUGUGGCGCCACUUCCGACGCAAGUCCAGCCCACAUACUCGACGCCCGGCAGCUACAACCAGCAGGGACCCGGCGGCCCACCGCCCAACCAACAGCAGCAGCAACAACAGGCACCGCCCACGGGCGGAGCGGGAGGAGCGGCCGGCGGUGGAGCACCCAAUCCGCAGGGACAAGGCCAAGGGCAGGGACAGCCGCCGCCACCGAACGGAGCGACGCCGCCAAUGCCGCCUAAUCAGUACCAGCCGGCAGUGCCGGGAGCACCGCAGGGUCCGUACGGUGGCCCUCCGCCACCCCAAGCGUACGGCCCGCCGCCGCCGGGCAGCGCCUAUCCGGGCCAUGCCUACCACCAGCCACCGCAGGCCGCCGGCUAUGCCCAGUACCCGCCCACGCAGGGCUACCAGAGCUACAGGCCGGCCGGAGCCCAGAUGCCGCCACCGGGAGCACCGCAGGGUCCUCCGCCCACGGGAGCCUACGGCUACUACAGCCAGCAGCCGCCGCAAUGAGGUCGGGAGCAGCUCUACCCGCAGAAUAAUCCGUAGUGAAUAGCGCACAAAAGUCUGGAGGGGAUUACUUGGAUGUGGAGGCGGGACUAGCAAAGAUUAGCGAGAAGAAUCGAGACACUAGGAGGAGGAACAAGAAGAAAAAUCCAUAGAAACUAAAAAAAAUUAAGGAAAAGGGAUGGAAUGCUGGAGGGAAAGCUGUAUUUAUAUUAAAUUUAAAAUAUUUUUCAGUUAAAAAACAAAAAAUAAAUUUCUACAAAUUUUCUGGCAAGCUUUUGGAGAAUUUGUUGAAAUUUAUUUAAAAAGGGAUAGAUUCUUGUUUAAUUAAAAAACUUAAAUUAAUAUAAAAAGCAGCUAAAAACAUAAAGAUAUAAAGAUAUAUUUUAAAAGAAUUAAGUUAAAAAAAAACAGCAAAGAGAACAAGAAAUCGGGAGAAGAAAAGAAAAACGUGUCCUAGGCAUAUAAAUAAAUAGAUAUAUAUAUAUUAUUAUAUAGAUCUAUUAAGAUGGGUCGAUCCGAGAUCCUAUAUAUACGAUUAUGUUCAGGGUUCGUUGCGUUGUAUUCUAAUGGGCUUAAAGCGAAUCUAUAAACUAAAAACAAAUACAAAUAUUAACUUGAUU